ACGUGACUUUAUGGGUCGUGUGAACGCAGUAAGGCUAAAGUAAUCAAUACCAGAUGACGUGAGAAUGACUGUCAUGGCGCUGGUCGCUCGGAGUCGUGACGCUGUUGGUCGGUUGUCCUGUAAUCACGUUUUAUUGUCGGCCAGAUGGUUUGGAGCGUCUCAUAUCUGUGUGAGUCGAACGAGCAACACAGCCAGCAUAUCACACACCCUACAGGACAGAAAGAAAGAAAUAAAAGAAGAUGGGCUGAAACUGCAGGACUUUAUAACAGGAGAUCUGUCCGAGAAGAGCAAAUGGGAGGAACACAGGGGCAACCUGAAGAGACAAAAAGGUGAACGGCUCAGGUUACCACCGUGGCUAAAAACCGAGAUUCCAAUUGGGAAAAACUACAACAGACUGAAGAACACACUCAGAGACCUGAAGCUACACACGGUGUGCGAAGAGGCCAGAUGUCCGAACAUAGGCGAGUGUUGGGGAGGCGGAGAGUAUGCUACUGCCACGGCAACCAUCAUGUUAAUGGGGGACACUUGCACACGUGGCUGCAGGUUUUGCUCAGUAAAGACAGCGAGAAAGCCGCCUCCUCUCGACCCUGAAGAGCCUCAUAACACCGCUAAAGCUAUUGCUGCAUGGGGGCUCGACUAUGUAGUGCUCACAUCAGUGGACAGAGAUGAUCUUGCUGACGGAGGUGCAGAACACUUUGCAAAGACUGUGUCUCAUCUCAAGGGGAGGAACCCUAACAUCCUAGUAGAGUGUUUGACGCCUGAUUUUCGUGGUGAUCUGUUGGCGGUGGAGAAAGUCACUCUGUCUGGUCUGGAUGUUUAUGCUCACAACGUAGAGACUGUGAGAGAACUGCAGAGGUACGUACGUGACCCACGUGCGAACUUUGACCAGUCACUUGCUGUGCUGCGCCAUGUUAAACGCGUCAAACCGAGCAUACUGACCAAAACCUCAAUUAUGCUCGGACUUGGCGAAACAGACGCACAGAUACACGCUACUCUCAAAGAGUUAAGAGACUCCGAUGUGGACUGUUUGACCCUUGGCCAGUACAUGCAACCAACAAAACGACAUCUGAAGGUAGAGGAGUACGUCACGCCGGAGAUGUUUGCUCACUGGGAGAAGGUGGGGCAGGAAAUGGGGUUCGUUUACACAGCGAGUGGUCCCCUAGUGCGCUCUUCUUAUAAAGCAGGUGAGUUCUUCCUAAAGAACCUGCUGAAGAAGAGAAAGACGGAAGGAACCACGGAGUAAAGACGGCCAACACCUCGUCCCUGCACUCAAAGUCCAUCGUCGAGGAAUCAGAACAACAGAAAAUAUUUCUUUUAAGCAACAGCAUCUACGUUAUAACAGAGUCUUCUGGUACGUGGACGAGAGAGACAGAAGACGACAGCCAGCAGUAGACGUGUCUGGGUUUCAUUACGGAGAAAAAGCCGUCUUCAGAAUGCAUUACUUGUUAGCGAAGUAUCACCAGGUUCUUCAGGGUGGUGAAGCGAUACCCAAAAGUCCGUGUAAUUUAAUUAAGCGAGAUAUUGUGGAAAGUGACAAUUAAAUGACAAAGGCAUCAAGAACUGUAAAGUGUAAUAAAUGAUUCUGAAGCAUU
This is a messenger RNA of Tachysurus fulvidraco (yellow catfish), 1592 nucleotides long. It is a transcript of the gene lias, whose product is annotated as lipoic acid synthetase. The transcript has 11 exons. The coding region runs from base 65 to 1243 and encodes 392 amino acids. NCBI's taxonomy places the organism in Eukaryota, Metazoa, Chordata, Actinopteri, Siluriformes, Bagridae. The record is from RefSeq and is a predicted model, not a curated record. Gene Ontology annotation, biological process: lipoate biosynthetic process. Gene Ontology annotation, molecular function: 4 iron, 4 sulfur cluster binding; lipoate synthase activity. Gene Ontology annotation, cellular component: mitochondrion.